AUGGCCUGCUGUGCUACUAGCUUCUGUGGCUUCCCCAGCUGUUCCUCCAGUGGGAACUGUGGCUCCAGCUGCUGCCAACCAACUUGCUGCCAACCAAGUUGCUGCCAGCCAAGCUGCUGCCAGCCAAGCUGCUGCCAGACCAGCUGCUCCCAGCCAACCUGUUGCCAGACCAGCUGCUGCCAGCCAAGCUGCUGCCAGACCAGCGGCUGUGGAACCAGCUGUGGCCAGGAGGGUGGCAGCGGUGCCGUGAGCUGCCGCACCAGGUGGUGCCGCCCAGACUGCCGCGUGGAGGGCACCUGCCUGCCCCCGUGCUGUGUGGUGAGCUGCACACCCCCAACCUGCUGCCAGCUGCACCAUGCCCAGGCCUCCUGCUGCCGCCCGUCCUACUGUGGACAGUCCUGCUGCCGCCCGGCCUGCUGCUGCUACUGCUGUGAGCCCACCAGCUGCCAGCCCACCUGCAGUGAGCCCACCUCCUGCCAGCCCACCUGCAGUGAGCCCACCUGCUGCCAGCCCACCUGCAGUGAGCCCAGCUGCUGCCAGCCCACCUGUUAA
Molecule: messenger RNA, 552 nt
Organism: Fukomys damarensis (Damara mole-rat)
Lineage: Eukaryota; Metazoa; Chordata; Mammalia; Rodentia; Bathyergidae
Product: keratin, high-sulfur matrix protein, B2A
Exons: 1
Coding region: 1-552 (183 amino acids)
Cellular component (GO): keratin filament
Source: RefSeq, a predicted model, not a curated record